AGUUGGUAUUCUUAUUCAAAUUGCAACGCAUCGCCACAGAAAUUGAAAACAAACAAAAACUCAAAAAUAAUCGCAGGCGAAAUUCGCGCAAUUCACACAUACAUAGAAAACGAGUGCUUCGAAUUUAAGGACUUCGACAGGAUUAAACGCCGUUAAAAAUAACUUCGGUCCAGCAAAAUGCUUAAACUGUCUUUGAUUCUCUCCACCAUCGUCGCCUUGGCCAGUGCACGUCCCGGUUACCUCCAUGGACAUUAUCCCCAUAUUGACUAUCCAUUGCUGCAUCAUCAUCACGAACCUCUGCAUUUGACCAAACUGGUGCAUAUACCAGCAGCCAUUUCACACCAGAGCUCUACGGUCAUACAUAGUGCGCCCAUAAUCAAGCCAGUUGUGGUGCCGGUGCUAAAGACCGUCGUGCAUCCCAUUAUAAAGACGUAUCAUCCAGCGCCCAUCAUAAAAGCCUACCAUCCAUAUCCGCUAGAUCCCUACCAUCAUCACUACGAUCAUCAUGAUUUCCAUCAUUACCAUUAAGCGAAAUACCACACAUCACACAUAAUCAAUAUGACAAAAUAGGAGGCUUCUAUGAAUAGGAAAUAGCUUAAACCGGAAUGUCGGAUGAUUGCGCACAAAUAAUAUGUUCGGGGAGUCUAGUAAAUACUAUAUAUGAGAAUCAAGAAACUUUCUCAGAGCCAGCUUUUUCUUGACUUACACUUUUCUCACUUUAUUCAACGGUACAAUAACACAAUUCCAUAACUUUUUAAAUCUCUAGAAAUAAAAAAAAAAUAAUAAAAAAAUUUGUACGAACUGCACGAACACAUACAAAGCGAAGAAGAUGUUGUACAUUAAAAAUAAA
Messenger RNA from Ceratitis capitata (Mediterranean fruit fly), 850 nucleotides. RefSeq lists its product as uncharacterized. The coding region runs from base 178 to 528 and encodes 116 amino acids. The transcript is spliced from 2 exons. NCBI's taxonomy places the organism in Eukaryota, Metazoa, Arthropoda, Insecta, Diptera, Tephritidae. The record is from RefSeq and is a predicted model, not a curated record.